Messenger RNA from Linum tenue, 1614 nucleotides. The record is from the annotation of a GenBank genome assembly. Lineage: Eukaryota; Viridiplantae; Streptophyta; Magnoliopsida; Malpighiales; Linaceae.
ACAAGUGAAGUGAUAUUGUGGGAUAAUUACACUAAUGACGGCUGAACUUUGAGCCACUGACAAAAUAGUACCUACAUUUUUAUGUUCUACCAAACUGGUACAGCCCAAUUCUCAUCUUUCCCGCAGCCGCUACCAUGAUCUGAUCUAACCCUCCUUCUCCCCAAAGCACCGGAAGAAGAGUCGGCGAGAAUUCGCACGCCAUGAUCUCUCCAAUAUCGGACCGUUAAUUUGAGAAGUGGGUUCAGUCAGUCACCGGCUCUUGAUCGGAAACCAUGGCCAACAACUUCAAGGAAGAGCCCAAGACCGCACCACAGCCGGAUCGCUGGUACGAUCUCUCCCUCGGUUCUUCAUUCAAAGAAGACGCUUCCAACAAGUACUGUGCUUUGCGAUAUGAAUUCAAGCCGGCCUCCAUUGACAAGUCGAAGCCUGGCGCUUUGCGCAAGAACAAAGGGAACAGGGUCUCUCUGGAGUUUCAGAGCAACCAAUCGGUGAAAUCCAAAGUGCAUUUCGAAGGCAGCAGCGAGGAUUACAAAGAAAACGAUGCAGUCUUGUUCUUUGACGGCCACACAUUUCGCCUGGAGAGGCUUCAUAGGGCUGUCAAGCAGCUCAAACACAUGAGGCAGCCUGGCGAAUGUACUGCUACUGCUGCUGGUGGGUCGUCUGGGGACUCUCGAUUGUCUCCUCCAGUUGGGAAGGGUAUCAAACCUCCCCAAAUUGGCAAACCUGCAAUGCCUUCCUUUCCUGUCGAGGUAGAACGAAUUGAUGUCGAGAUGCCACCGAUUCCAGCUUCAAUAUACUCUGGUAAGGAGAUCAAUGAUCACCAAAUCGAACCACCAAAGGUCGGCAAGCCAUCUAGCCCCAAGAAUAAUGAUGAAGCCAAAGAACACUGUGAUAUAGAUAUAGAAGACAUAUUUGGUUCAAGUUCCCCUUACGGUGGUGAUGAUAAUGCCAUGACAACCGAAGACCACAACAUUGUUGUGGUUCCUGCUGACAACCAUGCUCCUCCGCAGCAGCAUGAGAACGACUCUGAUGAUGAGAUUGCUGAUGUGGACGACAGCGGCGACGAAGAACACAAAGGGCGCCGCAUCAAUGCAGCAGAAGCGCUCAAAGCUCAGGUGAAUAAUGCCACCGGUGGUGAUGAUGAUAAUCGGUCGUCUAGUUCGAGAAGCAGCAGUGGUAGUGGAAGCAGUGGUAGUGGAAGUGGGAGCAAUAGCAGCAGCAGCGACAGUGAAGGAAGUGAUGAUGAUGUUUCUGUCACCUCCAUUUGACGGAAGCUGGAGUUAAUAAAGAAAGCAAUGAUUUUUUGAGCUGCCAUUGUUUGCUUGUUCAUUAGCAGGUGCAAGAGCUCUUGUUUUUCUUACUUUCAUUUUGACAGAGGAUAGAAAGCGAGUCCCAGUUUUGGAGAAGACAAAGCGAAGAUGAGAUGUGGCUAAAGAUGAAGCAAUGGGGAACCACGUUUGUUUACGUCUUCUGAAAGAAAAUGGCAACUUCAAUCUAUGCUGAUAAUCAAAGUGUCUAAUUAGAAUUAGGUUUUUGCUUUUAUGGUACAACUUGAAAUUGUACCUUUAACGUUACGGUACAACUUCAGAUUGUACCUAUAUUUUUUGUACAAAU